Molecule: messenger RNA, 1527 nt
Organism: Plenodomus lingam JN3
Lineage: Eukaryota; Fungi; Ascomycota; Dothideomycetes; Pleosporales; Leptosphaeriaceae
Biological process (GO): lipid metabolic process
Molecular function (GO): phosphoric diester hydrolase activity
Source: RefSeq, a predicted model, not a curated record
AUGAUAAUGAUAAAUCAAGGCGAGUUUGAAAAAGAGUUCUCCUUUGGAGACUGUGGAGGUAAAGAAGAAUUCCUUUGUACGAAUACAAAAUCCAUCUAUUUACACUUGUCUUCUCUAGCGCAGUCAGAUGCCGUCAUCCACAAUGAAACGUCUCCUUGGUCACGCAUCCGUUCUUCCAGACUGCAGGCUUACUCGCCUGCUGAUUUCCUGCUUCAGCUUUGGUGGCCGGCUCUUGUCACUCAUUUUUCGCCCUUUAUGGUUUCUCCUAUUCCUCUCCUCGCAUCCUUGGCUGUCUUUGCGCGUGGCACAACGGCGCAAAUAUCCUCCAUAUCCGCAUCGCCUGUACCUAAGGACUCUUCAAGCACAGGGCAAACCAGCCAAAACACUACUGCCACUUCGACUACGUCAAGCACCUCGACUGCCUCGACCACUGCAGAAGACCUCACUGUAGUAGCGGGUGGAGCAACUUUGUCCAACAAUGCUACCCUAUCAGCCACAACGUCUGCUCGGCCACAGGCCUCGAACACAACGCCCUGCAAUGGUUACACGGAGUUCUGCGACCGCAGAUUCUCCAAUGUCUCAAUGGUGGUGGCGCACAAUAGCCCGUUUGUAAGACAAAACAAUGCCGCUAGUAAUCAAGUCUAUCCCGUCUUGACGCAACUUGACAAUGGAAUUCGUGGCUUGUCAUUCGAGACCCAAAAACCCAACUCGACGUCUGCGAUUCGUCUUUGCCAUACGUCCUGUAAUAUUCUUGACGUCGGUACCCUUGAGUCCUAUCUAGCCACAGUGAGAGGCUGGCUCGCAGACCAUCCGUACGAGGUCAUUACGAUCAUGAUGGGCAACAACAAUGGCCAAGAUAGCCGUAUAUCCGUCACUGAUUAUAUCGCACCUUUCCAGGAUUCCGGCAUCUUGCAAUAUCUUUGGACACCGCCCUCGAGUACCCUGAGCCUGAGUGAAUGGCCCACGCUAGCAGAGAUGAUUAUUAAGAACAAGCGCGUGGUGGUAAUGCUCGACUACGGUACCGACCAAAACACCGUCCCCUGGCUGCUCAGCGCGUUCAAUUAUUAUUGGGAAACCCCCUUUUCCCCGACCGAUCCAGCCUUCCCAUGUACCCAACAACGCCCACCAAAUCAAGCCGAAGGAAUCUCCCGGGAACGCAUGUACCUGAUGAACCACAAUCUCAACAUUGAGAUUACUCUUUUGGGUAAAGGCGGGAUUCUGGUACCUGCCUACGGGCUUCUCGAUCAGGUCAAUGCUGACUCUGGCAAUGGCAGCGUGGGCCUGAAUGCAAAGCAGUGCGAGGAUACGUGGGGGAGGCCGCCGAAUUGGAUCUUGGUGGACUAUUACAACUUUGGCAAUUUUAACGGGAGUGUCUUCAAAGUGGCUGCGGAAGCGAAUGGCGUUGGCUAUGACCGGCGGUCCUGUUGUGGGUCGGGAGUGACGACUGCCAGUCGUGCUACUGGGUCAAAGUCGCGGGACGUCUUUGCCAUGUCCUUGUUCGUUGUAGUGGCCUAUUUUCUGUUGUAA